CUGGAGUGGUAGCCACAUGAAAUGGGGUCAACCGUUCCGUGUCCGUCAUGUCACAACGGGGCGCUACUUGGCCCUGACUGAGGAGAAGGGGCUGGUUGUGGUGGAUGCUGAGAAGGCCAACACCAAAGUGACGUCGUUCUGCUUCCGGGUCUCAAAGGAAAAGCUGGACGUGGCCCCCAAACGAGACGUGGAAGGCAUGGGCGCCCCGGACAUCAAAUACGGAGAGUCCAUGUGCUUCGUGCAACACGUGGACAGUGCUCUCUGGAUGACCUACGCAGCGGCCGACGCCAAGGCGAUGCGUCUGGGUUUGGUCAAGAGAAGGGCCAUCUUGCAUCAGGAGGGGCACAUGGACGAUGCCCUCUCGCUCACCCGCUGCCAACGCGAGCAAUCCCAAGCCGCCCGGAUGAUCUACAGCACUUCUGGGCUUUAUAACCAGUUCAUCAAAGGGCUGGACACCCUGACCGGGAAGGCCAAGUCCAGCACUCCAGUGACUCUUCCCAUUGAAGGGAUGAUCCUCAGCUUGCAGGACCUGAUCAACUAUUUCCAGCACCCCGAGGAAGAACUGCAGCACGAAGAGAAGCAGACCAAACUCCGCUCCUUAAAGAACAGGCAGAAUCUCUUCCAGGAAGAGGGCAUGAUCACCCUCGUUCUGAACUGCAUCGACCGCCUCAAUUUGUACAGCACAGCUGCCCACUUUGCUGAGUUUGCUGGAGAGGAUGCGGCCGAGUCUUGGAAAGAAAUUGUGAAUUUACUCUAUGAACUGUUAGCCUCGCUGAUCCGUGGAAACCGUUCCAACUGUGCCCUUUUUUCCAACAACCUGGACUGGCUGGUCAGCAAACUGGACCGACUGGAGGCGUCCUCUGGCAUUUUGGAGGUGUUAUAUUGUGUCCUCAUUGAAAGUCCGGAAGUCCUGAAUAUCAUACAGGAAAACCACAUCAAGUCCAUCAUCUCCCUCCUGGACAAACAUGGACGCAACCACAAGGUGCUGGAUGUUCUCUGCUCUCUGUGUGUUUGCAAUGGUGUGGCCGUCCGCUCCAAUCAAAACCUGAUUACUGAAAACCUGCUGCCAGGGAGAGAUCUGCUCUUGCAAACGAAGCUGAUCAAUCACGUCACCAGCAUGCGCCCCAACAUCUUCCUGGGCACCCACGAAGGAUCCACCCAGUACAAGAAGUGGUAUUACGAGCUGAUUGUGGAUUCGGUGGAGCCUUUUGUGACCGCACAGGCCACACACUUGCGGGUUGGCUGGGCCAUGGCGGAAGGCUACAGCCCCUAUCCCGGGGGCGGAGAAGGCUGGGGCGGCAACGGCGUGGGAGAUGACCUUUAUUCUUUCGGCUAUGAUGGUCUCCAGCUUUGGUCAGGCCGCGUGGCUCGGGCAGUGGCGUCCCCCGGGCAGCACAUGCUGGGGGCGGACGACGUGGUGAGCUGCUGCCUCGACUUGAGCGUGCCCAGCAUCUCUUUCCGCAUCAACGGCUUCCCGGUGCAAGGCAUGUUUGAGAACUUCAACCUCGAUGGCCUUUUCUUCCCCGUGAUCAGCUUCUCCGCCGGCAUCAAAGUGCGGUUCCUGCUGGGGGGCCGCCACGGAGAGUUCAAAUUCCUGCCGCCCCCGGGCUACGCCCCCUGCUACGAGGGUGUCCUUCCCCGGGAGAAGAUGCGGGUGGAGCCCAUCAAGGAGUACAAGCACGACAUCAACGGCUUCCGGAACCUUCUUGGGCCGACCCAGUCCCUGUCGCACACGUCCUUCACCCCCUACCCCGUGGAUACCAUCCAGAUAGUGUUGCCUCCACACCUUGAGAAGAUCCGUGAGAAAUUGGCAGAGAAUAUCCACGAACUGUGGGCCCUCACUCGCAUUGAGCAGGGAUGGAUAUACGGGCCGAUCCGAGAUGACAACAAGCACCUGCAUCCUUGUUUGCUGGAUUUCCACAAUCUUCCUGAGCCGGAGCGGAAUUACAACCUGCAGAUGUCAGGAGAGACACUCAAGACCUUGCUCGCUCUCGGCUGCCAUGUGGGGAUGGCGGAUGAGAAGGCUGAAGAGAACCUCAAGAAAACCAAGCUACCUAAAACGUACAUGAUGUCCAAUGGCUACAAACCGGCACCCUUGGAUCUCAACCACAUCAAGCUCACUCCAGCCCAGAAUACAUUGGUGGACAAGCUGGCUGAGAACGGACACAAUGUCUGGGCAAGGGAUCGGGUCCAACAGGGCUGGACCUACAGCGUUGUGCAGGACAUCAGAAACAAGCGCAACCCCCGGCUGGUACCCUACCACCUCCUGGAUGAGCGGACCAAGAAAACAAACCGGGACAGCUUGCGUGAAGCGGUGCGGACCCUCCUCGGUUACGGUUAUAACAUUGAACCCCCAGAUCAGGAAGCCU
This is a messenger RNA of Protobothrops mucrosquamatus (brown spotted pit viper), 2369 nucleotides long. Its product is annotated as ryanodine receptor 1-like. The annotation marks the transcript as partial. Gene Ontology annotation, biological process: calcium ion transmembrane transport. Gene Ontology annotation, cellular component: Z disc; sarcoplasmic reticulum membrane; smooth endoplasmic reticulum. NCBI's taxonomy places the organism in Eukaryota, Metazoa, Chordata, Lepidosauria, Squamata, Viperidae. The record is from RefSeq and is a predicted model, not a curated record. The transcript has 16 exons. Gene Ontology annotation, molecular function: protein binding; ryanodine-sensitive calcium-release channel activity.